Molecule: messenger RNA, 3514 nt
Organism: Anopheles gambiae (African malaria mosquito)
Lineage: Eukaryota; Metazoa; Arthropoda; Insecta; Diptera; Culicidae
Gene: ValRS
Product: valine--tRNA ligase
Exons: 5
Coding region: 175-3315 (1046 amino acids)
Biological process (GO): valyl-tRNA aminoacylation
Cellular component (GO): cytoplasm; cytosol
Molecular function (GO): ATP binding; aminoacyl-tRNA deacylase activity; valine-tRNA ligase activity
Source: RefSeq, a predicted model, not a curated record
ACACUGCAUGGGAUGUUAUUGACAACACACCACUGUCAAAUACACGCUCGCGUGGUUGCUUACCUUUACCAUUCUACGUCAGUUGUUUUGCAAUCAACGAAAAACCUUUUUUAAUUCCAGCAAAUAUUUGUUUUUUGUCUUAAUUUUGAAAGAAAUUCUUAUUACAGCAAUACUAUGACGAAUCCGGCUGGCGGUCAGGACAACGGGGCUGCUGCUGCCCCGGUGAAAACCGAAAAGCAGUUGAAAAAAGAAGCAGAAAAGGCAGCCAAGCUGGCAAAACUGCAGGAAAAGCUGAAUAAAAAGCAACAGCAAGAGCAGCAAGCAGCCGAAAAGCCAAAAACUGAGAAAAAAGUAAAAGAAACUAAGGUUGUUGCAGUAUACUCUGGUUCAACCAAGGAGGGAGAGAAGAAAGAUCUAUCCGGUCCAUUCCCCGACGCCUACAGUCCGCAAUAUGUGGAAGCAGCAUGGUACAGCUGGUGGGAAAAGGAGGGCUUUUUCAAGCCUGAGUAUGGACAGCGCAAGCUAAACAACCCGAAGGGACAGUUUGUGAUGGUUAUACCGCCACCAAACGUUACUGGCUCGUUGCAUCUUGGUCAUGCGUUGACCAAUGCCAUCGAAGAUGCUAUUACUCGGUGGCAUCGGAUGAAGGGCCGCACGACUCUGUGGGUCCCGGGAUGCGACCAUGCCGGAAUUGCAACGCAAGUCGUGGUAGAGAAAAAGCUCUGGAGAGAGCACAAACAAACGCGACAUGAUUUGGGACGUGAAAAGUUUAUCGACAAAAUUUGGCAAUGGCGCAACGAGAAGGGAGAUCGCAUCUACCAUCAGCUGAAGAAGCUGGGCUCGUCGUUCGAUUGGGAUCGCGCUUGCUUUACAAUGGACCCAAAGCUGUGCAAAGCCGUCACGGAGGCGUUUGUGCGGAUGCACGAGAUGGGCAUGAUUUAUCGAAGCAGCCGGUUGGUGAACUGGUCAUGCACGUUACGCUCCGCUAUCUCGGAUAUCGAGGUAGACAAGGUAGAAGUGAGCGGACGUACGCAGCUGAGCAUUCCCGGGUACGCGGACAAGGUCGAGUUUGGUGUGCUUGUAUCUUUCGCAUACAAAGUGAUUGGGAGCGAAAGCGAUGAGAUAGUAGUUGCAACGACGCGCGUUGAAACCAUGCUCGGCGAUACGGCCGUGGCCGUGCACCCCAAGGACACUCGGUACCAACAUCUGCAUGGUAAAUUCGUUCAGCAUCCGUUCUGCGAUCGCAAGCUUCCCAUCGUAUGUGACGAGUUUGUGGAAAUGGCGUUCGGAACAGGAGCGGUGAAGAUAACCCCCGCACACGACCCGAAUGAUUACGACGUUGGCAAACGGCACAAUCUACCGUUUAUAACCAUUUUCUCCGAUGAUGGAAUUAUUGUGGGUGACUAUGGAAGCUUCACUGGCAUGAAGCGGUUUGAUGCGCGCAAAGCCAUUCUGGUCGCUCUGCAAGAGAAAGGUCUGUACCGUGACACGAAAGAUAACCCGAUGGUGGUACCCGUCUGCUCUCGAUCGAAGGACAUUGUGGAACCGCUUAUUAAACCGCAAUGGUACGUUAAGUGCAGCGAGAUGGCUGCCAAUGCGACGGAAGCAGUGCGCACGGGUGCGCUUGCAAUAACACCGGAUGUGCACAAGAAAAUCUGGUAUCACUGGAUGGAUGAAAUCCGCGACUGGUGCGUUUCUCGCCAGCUAUGGUGGGGUCAUCGUAUUCCGGCCUAUCAAGUGGUUUUCAAGGAUCCGGCAAAAGCACCGAAAAAUUUGAGCGACGAAAACCUGUGGUUUGUUGGCCGUACUGAGGCAGAAGCACUCUCGAAGGCAGCUAGCACGUUGAAGGUGGAUAAAGCGCUGAUUAGCAUGAAGCAGGAUGAAGAUGUGCUUGAUACAUGGUUCAGUUCGGGUUUGUUCCCGUUUUCCGUGUUCGGCUGGCCGGACAAUACGGACGAUCUGAAGCUGUUCUAUCCUACGACACUGUUGGAGACUGGUCAUGAUAUUCUGUUCUUCUGGGUUGCCCGGAUGGUGUUCUUUGGCCAAACGUUGCUUGGCAAGCUACCGUUCAAGGAGGUAUUCUUGCACCCAAUGGUACGCGACGCUCACGGACGCAAGAUGUCCAAAUCGCUCGGUAACGUAAUCGAUCCGAUGGACGUUAUAACGGGUAUCUCGCUCGAGGGAUUGCAUAAGCAACUGUACGACUCGAAUCUGGACCCGAGAGAGAUCGAAAAAGCAAAGGCGGGACAGAAACAGGACUAUCCGAACGGUAUACCGGAGUGUGGCACUGACGCUCUUCGAUUUGCGCUUUGUGCGUAUAUGACUCAAGCGAGAGACAUCAAUCUGGAUAUUCAGCGCGUACAGGGCUACCGUUUCUUCUGCAACAAGCUGUGGAACGCGACGAAAUUUGCCUUGAUGUACUUCCCCGGAGCGGAGAAGUACGACAUCAUCACAUCACUGGAUGGUUUGGAAAGCAACCUCGACCGGUGGAUUCUAUCACGCCUUGCCGGGUGUAUUGAAACUGCAAACCGGGGUUUCGAAAAGUACGAGUUUGCCCUGGCUACAAACGCUUGCUACAACUUCUGGCUUUACGAUUUAUGCGACGUUUACCUGGAGUGUUUGAAAUCCGUUUUCCAAACGAAUGAUGAAUCAGCGAAAGCAUCCGCCCGUCGCACGCUGUACACGUGUCUCAAUUUGGGUCUGAAAUUGCUUUCACCCUUCAUGCCCUUUAUUACGGAGGAAUUGUACCAACGACUGCCCAGGGGCGAUUUUGCCACGGUUGCUAGUAUUUGUGUUGCAUCCUAUCCGGAGCAGACCGACAGCCCUUGGAAGGAUGAAUCGAUCGAAAAAGGAUUCGAAUUCGUGCAGAAAACGGCUCGGGACAUACGUUCGGCACGCAGCGACUACAAUAUUCCUAACAAGACCAAAACCGACGCAUACUUCAUCUGUAGCGAUGAAGGAGUACGCAGCGCACUGGAACGGUUCACUCUCGAGCUGGAAACGAUGGCAUUCUCGCAAGUGCACUUUGGCACUGUGCCUCCGGCAGGCUGCGCGAUUCUGACCAUUUCCGGUCAGUGUGUGGUGCACCUUAUGCUGAAAGGCCUGAUCGAGGUUGACAAGGAGAUCGAAAAGAUGACGAAGAAGCAGGAAGCCCUGCAACAGACGAUUGCAAAGUUGCAGCAAGCAAUGGCUGUCCCGAACUACGCGAACAAAGUGCCGGAAGAUGUGCGGAAAGCUAACGUCGAAAAGCUAGACCAAUCAAAGGUAGAAAUCGAACGUUUGUCUUCAGCAAUCGAUACACUCAAACUGAUGUAAUCCAAGCGCAUUUGGCACGUGCUGCCGUUAUUUUCACAAUCAACCUCAUUGCAUCGCGCACAUUAUUAAGGAGUCGGUUUACCCUUCAUAAUCAAUCGUUACAUAAAAGGAUGAUUUAUCACCUGAAUGUUAUACUUCUCGCUGGCAAUAAACGCUAAUAUCAUUAGUUUGAUGAAGAUUGUUUUCGUAACUAUCAAAA